UUCUUGAAGCACAGCCUCUUGUGUAAUCUUUUUAAUUAAAGCUUUGUUAAUUAGUGUGUGAGAUCGAAGUGAAAUCAACAAUGGCGGGUCUUACUGGUAAGGUGGAGAAGGAAGUUGAAAUCCAUGCUCCUGCUGAGAAGUUCUACAAGCUCUGGAAAUCUGAAUGCUUUCAUCUCCCCACUGCCUCCCCUUCCAACAUUCAAGGUGUUGAGGUCCAUGAAGGUGACUGGGAGAGUGCCGGCUCCAUCAAAAUAUGGAAGUAUACCGUCGAAGGGAGAGCCGAGACUUUCAAGGAGAAAAUUGAAGCAGAUGAUGAGCAUAUGACAGUAACUCUCCACGGCAUUGAAGGAGAUAUCUUCAAGAACUUCAAGUUCUGGAAACCCGUCUUUAAAGUUGCACUAAAACAGCAAGGCAGUGGCAGCGUUGCGACGGUGAGCAUCGAAUACGAGAAGCGAAACAAGGACGUUCCUGAUCCAGUAGCCUAUGUCGAUUUCAUGGCGAGCAUGACCAGAGACGUUGCCUCUCAUAUUAUGAAGGCAUAA
Molecule: messenger RNA, 542 nt
Organism: Pistacia vera
Lineage: Eukaryota; Viridiplantae; Streptophyta; Magnoliopsida; Sapindales; Anacardiaceae
Product: MLP-like protein 328
Exons: 2
Coding region: 81-542 (153 amino acids)
Biological process (GO): defense response
Source: RefSeq, a predicted model, not a curated record